Molecule: messenger RNA, 1215 nt
Organism: Diaporthe batatas
Lineage: Eukaryota; Fungi; Ascomycota; Sordariomycetes; Diaporthales; Diaporthaceae
Exons: 1
Coding region: 1-1215 (404 amino acids)
Source: RefSeq, a predicted model, not a curated record
AUGCAGCUCUCCGCUCUCACCACCCUCCUAGGGUUUUCUGCCUCGGCCGUCGCCACAAUUCCUUACCCUCCCGGCCGGACACCUCUUCGUCGCCAGGCAUCGGCCGAUGCUACUUCGUCUCUUUGGGUGUCUGAGGUGCCGUCUUCACCUCGGCCCUAUGCUGUCCGCCACUACGGCAUUCCUGGUCUUGUCCUCGGGGGGCAGACAUACCGUUUCCCAGUGACAGGGCCCAGCUCCGACUAUGCAUUCACACUGAUCUCGACUGCAUCGCCUGGGUCGGGCUCCCUGGGCGUCCUGCCUCACACUCAUCUGAUCCACUAUGAGAACUUCUUCUGCCUCAAGGGCCGCUUCCAGCUCUGGACAUCUACCGCUGAGACGUUUGAGAACGAAGAGGCCCGCCUCCUGACCCCUGGAGACUACGGCGCCGUCCCACACAACACGACCCACACCUUCCAGGUCCAGGACCCAGACACCGACAUGGUCGGCGUCAUCCAGCCUGGCGGUUUCGAAGACCUCUUCUACGCCCUGGCCAACGCAAACUACACCUCGCCCCUGCAGAGCCCCUACGACAUCAACGACGCGAGCCCCUACAACGCCACCAGCGGCGCGCCGCCACCCGAGGUCAUCGGGGCCCUGCAGUCCUUCGACGUCUACGCCCAGCUGAACUUCACGCCCUCUCGCGGGCUCGUGAACGGCUCGUACUCGGCCGCCAAGGGGGCUGGGGACGUGACCGGCUGGCACACCGCCGCGGCUGAGCUCGCCGCCGACGAGAAGACGCCGUACUUCGUGGCCAAGGACUUCGGGCCCAAGUGGCUCAGCGACGAGGCUGGGUUCUACCAGAUCGUCCAGCCCCUCGUCACGCCCACCCAGUCUGCCGGCAACUUCACACUCGCUACUAUCAUCAUGUCUGAGAAGCUCUCCAACGAGUCGGCGAUGAGCGUCCCUGGCACUAGCGCUAGUGGCAGCACGGCUUUGACUGGGCACUCUGCGUUUGAAGUGCUGGAGGGCCUGCUGAGCUUUGAGGUCGACGGGGAGACCAUUCAGUUGGCGACUGGGGACGUGGUUUUUGUCCCUGCUGGUACUGCGUUCCAGUACUCUAGUGUCGUGCCCUUCACCAAGGUCUACUACAUCUCACAGGGCGCGGAUGGCCUGGACACGAGGCUGAUGGCGAAUGGUGUCAGCGGAUGGGAGUACCCUGCCUGGCCAUCUUCUUGA